CGGCCACGAUCUUGUUCUGAAAUCUUUAUGAUUCCGGAGCCCAAACUCACCAAACAUAUAUUCGACUUAAUAAAGAUUGUCGUUAAUAGUUAAUAUCGCCAUAAUUUGCGCGUUGUACUGCAGCUCGCGUCGUAGAUAUUUGGUGCUAUACGCGGCGCUUAAUUUCGUCAUACUGGUAUUUAACAGCAGUAUGCCAGGGAGAAACUUUCCCUACGCUAAUAAAGUUUCCUUUUUGACAAAGAAGACUGACCAUAAGUAAUCAUGAACGUUAAUGUGCAGGUGGUUGUUUACGUGGAAGAGAUAACACCAUGCUUCAAGAGAAGUCACGAUGAGAGUAAAUGGAUGCUAUGUAAAAUACGGAAUAGAUUCUGUCACUGAAUCCGAAUCUCCCAAUCGCUAUGAUCCUGUCGUCAUCGGUACCAAGCGCCGACGUCAUAUGCGGAAGAAUGAUAGCAACAAUAUGUUCUUCGAUCGCUCCAGCGAUCACCCUAUCCUGGACGAGUUGCUAUCCACUGAAACAAAGGUCACAAGUGCAUUGACAAGGGAUUCACUGUCAAAAUUGCAACGUCAAGAUGGCGACCAAUGGGAUGCCCGCAUGAGACCUAAACCACGAUUUAAUUUAAGGUUACCGUCUGUUAGCGAGCCCAAGCGCCGUAGGUCGUUGUCAGAUUAUAGCGUAUACCAGCGCAUGGAACUCAUGGACGAGCUUAUAGUUUGUCUGGGUCAAUGUUACCCUCGUUGGAAGCAUCGUCGUUUUGGUUUACAACGUUUUUAUUGUCACAAGUUUAAUAUUUAUUUGAAUUUGGCAGCUACCGAGAAUUAUGUGAAGUUACUAUCUAACCUGUGGGAUGGUUUCGAGAGUAGCGGCGUUGACCGCUGGAUCACCAAUAACAUGUGGCUCCAGCUGUUAACCCAGGAGUACCAGGUCCACACCGCCAAGCAUAACAGUGCAAAUGCCAACCGGAAGUACUCAAACAGCAAACGGGUGGAGGAAGUUCUCCAACAGCUGGAUGAGAUAACCAGUUGCUUCUGUAGCGACAGAUGUGCCAUGGACUUCAUGCGCCAUUCGUCGUACUGGGGAAUUGAUACAACUACAUCCGUUCGCUCGGACAGUAAUUUGGAUGGCGAUAUUAUCGGAGACUGCUUCGCUGCCUCCGCAAACAUAAAAAAGAGCGAGAACGCCCCGAAGAUACCAGCGAUAGUGAGUUUCUACGAGGAACGUGGUAUGAUACAUAAUUUUACACGACCUUAUGAAUAUGGUGUGGAGGUUGUUCCCAUUGACGGCUUCAAGCGCUCGGUUGUGUGCCUCAGCUGCGGGCAUAUAUGUUGGUGUUCCUGCCAGCGUAAGCUGUUUAGAACCCAAAAAUCGCAAAACAGUGCAACUGAAGAUACCAGGGUCACAGGCGUUAAAACAGAUGCUUCGCGACACGAGGUAGUUGAUGGUAGCAUGUUGCAUGACGAUGGCACGGACGAAGAAGAAAUAACAGAUAUGCACGACUUUGUUAAUUCCCUAGAGGAAAAGAAGCAGUCCAUCCACCCGAACAUCGCUCAUACCGCAAUCACAGUAGCACAUUCCCGUCAUCUAACAGGCGGUGUCGUACACUGCUACACAGGUGACGUUGAAGGAGACCAUGAAGAGCAUUGCUCUUAUGGCGACCUGAAGCAUCAGAUACUACGCGCUAGGUCACUCCGAGGCGGUAUCGACGAGUUAUUCGCCGCAAUAUCGCCGAGGAAAGAAGAUACUGCCUUUAUUACGUUGCCAAAUGAACCACUAGAGGCAUGGCGCACAGUGCCCUCGUACCGCAGUUGGAGGCAUUGCUGGUGGCGGCAUGUUGACAUGUCAGCUGUGGACCUGUCUGACAAUAAAGUGAAACCGUUUGUAUCACGCGCUUUAGAGCGCCUUGACGCCCUGGGCAACGUGCGCUACAAUUUGGAAUAUGGCUUCAUCGCAGUUGGGUAUAUACAGAAGAAAUAUCGUAGUGACGCUUACUGGCGGCACUUUUACGUGUCCAAACUAGGGUUGUGGCGGGCCUUUACCAAGGCCGCGGAGUACAACAUACUGGUUUCAAGCCUGCCCUUGGAACUGCAACUGGAUGUCAAGAGCUCAUGUUGGACUGUUUGCAAAUGCCACCAGGGUGAUAUGUUCCGGAAAAGCUUUUCAAUUGUUAAGCGCGGGAUGCUGACGUCCUACAUGAUGGCAGUGGCGUGGUAUGAAAAGCUGCUAAAGGAACUGGGACUAGUUAGCGCCGACGGAUCUGAUAUGGGUGAUGAGUCCGACGUAGGAUUAGACGAAUUUGACGAACGCAAGCUAUUUAAGGGUGAUCUAAAGUCCAUGGGAUUGCCAACCACAGUUGAGCAUUCGUAUUUAUCCGCACGAAAACGAAAGAUAGUCCUUGCCGGUGAACGUAAAUUUGAUAUUGCAAGUGACCGUCGUGCUACGUCGGUUUCCAAGGAACAAUAUAAGAUACGACACAACUUAUGGGUAGCAGAGCUCAGGGAUCUUUUACCAGGGUUGUACAAGGAUCUGCCAAUGCCUGGUGAAAAUACCGGAGGGCAGACCUUACGUAACCUAUUGGCACAGUACCCAGAGUUAAAGGAUUAUGUCAACAUAUCAGUGCGCAACCUUGAGGAGUGUGUCUACACCCUAAAGAUGUACGUAAACAACUCCGCUGAACGUGGUACCAUGGACCUAGUGGAGCCCCUGAUGCAAAUGGUCGACAAGAAGCUGUCUGAAGUCAUACCACAGGUACCGAUGCAGUGGGUAAGCUACCACAAGAUCAGUGAUAGCUGGACAUGCAUACUCGAAUGCAAUGCAUGUAUAUCAUGCCCACCGGUAAAAUGCCUACAUAAAGAAACAUGCACCAAGUUCAAAAGCGGACGCAAGGUUAUAGACCUGCUUUGUAAAAAAUUCGCCCCGUGCUCCGUUAAAUACUCCCAAGAUCCAUUCCACAAUGACAAUGCUGACCGUCGUGAAGCCGAAGAUAACUGCUGCAUCGUUGGGUUUACAGUACAUAAAUUCGGAUUCCAUGGAGCAAAGGCGUUGGCCACGGAGUUCCGUAAACGAUAUAUCCAACUUGUGUACUCAUCGACGAAAUAUGACGGCAGCUUCACCGAAACACUCCUGGGCAUGAUCGCCGAGGAAAUUGGUCUAUUGACUUCCACAGACGCCUAUAUUCUACCCAAACCUAGCACCGACACCAGCGAUAGAGUUAACAUCGAAGCUCUUAGCUGUGGAGUGUGUUCAGCUUUCGGAGACCGUAUGCAGCAUCGCAACGGUACUGUAUUACUCAAGACACUUAUGAAGAGCAAUGUGCCAUACGAACGUUUAUGCGAAGUAUUUGCGUUAGGUCAAAUUGCAAAGGGAAUACUCGAUGGAGCAGACGUGGACAUCAACUUCUGCAACGUCCACAUGGCGUGGGUAGCCUGGUGGAAAGAUUGCAUGGAACAGCGUCGCGUGAUGUUCUAUCGAGUAGAGGACCUGAUAGGCAUAUAUAGCCUGGAAGACGCCCUUAACGAAUUCGACAAGCAUUGGACUGACGCCAUGUCAUCACACGUGGAGCAUACUGCGCGACAGAUGGCGGAUCGUUACCAACUGACACUAGUAUGCCAAUUCGAAGAGGCGUUCCACUACCUCACGGGGUUGCAGAAGAACCUGUACGAUGCAUUCCACACGGCAUUCGCCAUGGCAAUGCGAGCAAUAGUGGAUUCGCGGCAGGAGUUCAAACUGCUUAAGCGGUUAUGCCAGCUGAACCGCAAUGAACCUGGUGACAUAGUUGCCCAGGAGGUCCACGCCCAGUCAUUCGCCUUGACCGAUGCGUUGCUGUUUCCAUUCGGAUCAAUGCAUGAUGAAGGCACACCGCCUCUUUCAGAGACUGAGUAGUGUAUUAAUAUUAGUCCACUAUAGUACUUAUCGUGCGACAGUGUGUGCGUGGC
Babesia bovis T2Bo is the source of this 3933-nucleotide messenger RNA. Its product is annotated as AP2 domain family protein. The coding region runs from base 329 to 3880 and encodes 1183 amino acids. The transcript has a single exon. The record is from RefSeq and is a predicted model, not a curated record. Lineage: Eukaryota; Apicomplexa; Aconoidasida; Piroplasmida; Babesiidae.